This is a messenger RNA of Leptidea sinapis, 6148 nucleotides long. RefSeq names its product cationic amino acid transporter 2-like. Gene Ontology annotation, molecular function: amino acid transmembrane transporter activity. The record is from RefSeq and is a predicted model, not a curated record. The transcript has 14 exons. Gene Ontology annotation, cellular component: plasma membrane. Bases 227 to 2113 code for a protein of 628 amino acids. Gene Ontology annotation, biological process: amino acid transport; transmembrane transport. NCBI's taxonomy places the organism in Eukaryota, Metazoa, Arthropoda, Insecta, Lepidoptera, Pieridae.
UUGAAAUUCGAUUACCUACAAACUAAAAUGAUGCAAUUUUUUGUACUUUGCAUUAUUUUAUGAAAUAAGAUCAUGUUUUUGUUACCAAUAGCAUUGUAUUUCGCUGAUUCGAGAGUUGUGCUAAAUGCUUAUUUAGCUUUAGAGUGAGUUGCUUGUGAGCAAUACUUCCAACGUGUCAAAUAUUUUAGAAGCUGCGUUAGGUUAUGCGGCACAAAAUUUUUAAAUUAUGAGUUUCCCUGAUGAAAAUGGAUUUUCUAAUGGAGUAAGACCCGAAAACCGUGGAGAUACAUACACAAUCAAGGAGGCAUACAAUGACGGAGGACUUAAAGCGGGAGCGACUCGCGCGGCGCGGCUUGCGUACCGGGUCCUCUCGCGCCGCAAGGCCGCCGAGGAGGGCGUGGCUCGCCUGGCCCGAGUACUGUCGGCGCUGGACCUCACGGCGCUGGGAGUGGGCAGCACACUGGGCGUCGGAGUCUACGUGCUGGCUGGAGAUGUCGCCAAAAACUACGCGGGGCCAGCUGUAGUGCUGUCCUUCCUAUUGGCAGCAGUGGCUAGUGUAUUUGCCGGGCUCUGCUACGCCGAGUUCGGCGCGCGAGUGCCCAAGGCGGGCUCGGCGUACGUGUACAGCUACGUGUGCGUCGGCGAGUUCAUAGCGUUCAUCAUCGGCUGGAACCUCAUCCUGGAGUAUAUUAUAGGGGCGGCAUCAGUGACAAAGGCUUUAAGUGAAUACCUGGACUCGUUGCUGCAGCAGGCAAUAUCCCGCCCGCUGAGGGAAUGGAUGCCGAUAGACUCGCCGCACUUCGCAUCUUAUCCCGACGUGUUCGCCUUCACUGUCAUCAUGCUCUUUUCCGUGGGACUCGCCUUUGGUGUGAAAGAAUCGACCAAGUUCAACAAUUUCUGCACUGGAGUUAACCUUUGUGUAGUUCUAUUUGUCAUAAUUUCUGGAUCGUUUAAAGCGGACACCAAGAACUGGCGCAUCCCGGAAUCAGAAGUACCUAGGACUGGUAGCAAGGACUUCGGUAGUGGCGGAUUCGCGCCGUACGGGCUGGCCGGUAUCAUCCGCGGAGCUGCCGUCUGCUUCUACGGUUUUAUCGGUUUCGACUGCGUGGCGACGGCCGGAGAGGAGGCCCGGAGGCCGCAGAAGUCCAUCCCUUUCGCGGUGGUGGCGUCCCUACUGGUGGUCUUCCUGGCGUACUGCGGUGUGUCGUGCGUCCUCACCCUGAUGCUGCCCUACUACAUGCAGGAUGAAAAGGCUCCGUUUCCUUUUGUAUACGAGCAGCUGCAUUGGCACUGGGCUAAAUACGCUGUCAGCGUGGGGGCCAUCUGCGCACUAUGUUCUAGCUUACUGGGCGCUGUGUUCCCUCUGCCGCGCAUCAUAUAUGCCAUGUCGUCUGAUGGCCUGCUGUUCCAGUUCAUGGGGAGAGUCAGCGAGAAGUACCAGACGCCGCUCGUGGGCACCCUCGUUGCUGGACUCUUCACAGGUACAUUGGCGAUGCUGUUCGAGCUCGAGCAGCUGAUCCACAUGAUGUCCAUCGGAACACUGCUGGCCUACUCCAUGGUCGCGUCCUGCGUGCUCCUGCUCAGAUAUGAGACGAGCCAGAGCGGUCGCAACGUGCCCGAGUCGGCCCCGGUGUCGGCACGCAACUGUCUCCGCCAGCUGUUCAACGUGGACCGGCUGCCGGCUCCCACCAGACUUAGCUCAGCCACGGUGGCAGUACUCGUCACGUCCUACGGCGUGUGGUGCUUCGUGAUGAUGGGCAGCGUUAUGUCUGGCCACCCGGGGGGUGCGGCCGCGGGGGGCGUCCUCCUUCUGGCAACACUGGUCGCCAUCGCGCGCCAGCCCGUCUCCGAAAAGAAGCUUGCUUUCUCCGUCCCGCUGGUGCCGUGGCUGCCCGGGCUUAGCAUCCUCAUCAACGUGUACCUCAUGUUGAACCUCGACACCAUGACCUGGAUCCGGUUCGCGGUCUGGAUAGCAGCCGGCCUGGUGAUCUACGCGACGUACGGUGCUUGGCACAGCUCUGAGCGGCGCCGAAGCCCCGACGUGCCGCUUGCCGUGUUGCACAAUGACAGCCACACCGCGCUCCUGGGGCCCGCGCAACACACGCUUGGCUGACCCGCGGCCCCGCCUCCUGCCCCCGACCCUGCUAGCCCCACCGCCACGAUCGUCUCCUUUAUAUCAAGUAUCUAAUGAACAGAUAUACUCGCGCUGCUCACACCAGCAGCAGUCGAGUGAAACUAGCUCAUAACAUAUCUACAGACAUCGCGCGAGUUGAAUGCAGAGCUCAGAAAUACGAUAGCGCUGUACCCUAAUUAUAAUCGAUGACCAUAAUCGUGAAAGUGUCGAUAAACAGUGCUUCAAACUUACCAUUUUAACCUGAUAUUUAACUCUCAAACUUUUAUUCUGACUUUCUUCAACACACGUGCUUAAAACGAUGAUUAAAUCUCGUUUAUUUUUGCAACAACGGAACCUGAUGGACUCCGAUAAGUCAUUAUUAAAAUCAAAAAAUAAGACUGGAUCGCAACUUUAGUAUUAACGCGAUAACACGGUAUGCGAAUACGGCACAGCACUACACUGCGGUGCGGACAGCGGGGGAGAUGCUGCCGCUACUUACUCCAGGCCCCGACUGCAUUCAACUCACGCCCGAGUGAUAGAUUAGCACAGCUGAUCUUUUGUUUGGUAAUUCGUUUAAUAAAUUUACUUCCGAGUGAUUAGUGAAAUGUUAUGACAAUAUGUGUUAAUAAUAUUGUUGUAUCCAAGAAAGAAAUAAAUAAAUGUAUGCAAACUUUCUUCUUACGCUACAAAAGGCCAGGUUAGGAGCAUGCCCAAUAGAUUCCUAAAUAACUUAUUCAAAAUGCAAACAAUAUAGAUUACCGUGGUGAGAGGGGGAAUUCUUAUUGGUCGGGUAUAUCUGGCUACUGCGGAUUCGUAACAGAUCUGUGUUUCUAGUGUGGUUUCUGGGAGCCAGCAGUUUCGGAUUGGUUAUUGUAAACUUGCUCAGAAUGUCUAAGCAUUCGAUUUGUAUGAUUUCAUUUCGUCGAUCCCCUUGUGCCCAUCGUGCCCCUUAAAUAUGCAAAUAAGUACAUAGGAUUUUGUAAAGGCUUGCUUUGCACGAGUGUAAGCAAAAUGUAAUUAAGUUAAUAAACUUAAGAGAACUAUAUUUGAUAAUCAACAAAUAGCAGGUUUUUAAGAUUUUUCUUUCGAGUGUGAAUAUUAUUUUAAGUAAGCAAGCUCGGAUGAGUGAUCCAUUCAUCUGUUUGAUAGAAAUCAGUGUUGCUUUUGGCAUUUUAUUAUCAAUAGUUGAAUUAUCCAGGCUAAACCAUAAUAUUAUUAAAAUUGGGUAAGCAUUUAUCCGUAAUCGAACGUCUCAUCAGAAUAAAUAAUUCGUGUGUAGAUAUCAUUAGUGAUGACUUGCUAAGAUCAUAGUUUCCAUUGCUCAAAGCAACUUAUUCAUUAUUUAUUAUAUUUUUUUAUUAGUAUCUACCAUUUAUGCAUAAAUAUAAUAUUAGCCAAUCAGAAUAUUUAUCUAAUUAAGCCAUAUUGUGUUUGUGUAUAAUGUAAUGUUAUUUUUUAAGUACUAAUGUUCCAUAUUAUGUAUUUAUUAUACUGCAAUAUAUAAUGUAGAUUUCAAUGCAAAAACAAUUUCGAAAGAGAUGUGUGGCCAGUGUUCAGUGGCCCUAUUGUCUAGGCUAGGUCUUGUACUCCACAAAAAAAAAUGGUGAUAUAAGUAUAGAACCAUAGUGUAUUUGGUGUUUCGAUUAACUUUACCUAGUUUUCUGCCUAGAAACCUGAUCAUUUCAAAAUGGCGGCUACUUUUGACGCUGAUAUUGCUAUAAUGCGAUAAAACUAUUUAUCUUUUUGACACUGGAUUCUGGACUGGGGAAGGACGUUUUUAUUUAUCUCUAGAAUGGGUAGAAAUUAUUUUUGAUAGGUUACCAUGACACCUGCAAUGGCGCCUCCAUUUGAAAACUAUAUUUUACCAGUGGGAGGCUCCUUUGCACAGGAAGCCGGCUAUAUUAUGGGUACCACAAAGGCGCCUAUUUCUGCUGUGAAGCAGUAAUGUGUAAGCAGUGUUUCGGUCUGAAGGGCGCCGUAGCUAGUGAAAUUACUGGGCAAAUGAGACUUAACAUCUUAUGUCUCAUGGUGACGAGUGCAAUUGUAGUGCCGCUCAGAAUUUUUGGGUUUUUUGAGAAUCCUGAGCGGCACUGCAUUGUAAUGGGCAUGGCGUAUCGAUUACAAUCAGUUGAACGUCCUGCUCGUCUCGUCCCUUAUUAUAAAAAAAAACAUAUAUAUAUAUAUAUAUACAUACAGAUAAACACUUAACUACUCGUGAAAAAUAUUUUUGUAUUUUUUGUGGUAUUUCUUGUAUUUUUAUAUUUUAUUUGAUGAGGUGUACAUGACUCAUUUUGAUUACUUGAGAAGUGCGACUCUGUACUUACUAUCAAAAGUACUUAACACCACAAUGGUCUAUGAACCCCGCUAUUUUAUCUAUCGUAUUCUAUGCGAAAUAAAUAGAAGUAUGUUAUCUUUAUUGUUUAAUUACAUGGAUGGCUGUAUUUAUAAUGACAAUAACAAAUUCAGUUUUAAUUGUUAUGACGUAGUUGCUAAUUCAAUAGUAACGAUAUUAAAAUCAAUUUGUCAAAGAAAUAUAUUCAUUUGUGUAUUCCCUUUUUAUUCAUAAAAUAUGUCAUGUCUGUUAGUUAUUUUUCGAUGUGAUUCCGUAUAAUGUUCAUUCUAUAUUAAGGUGUAUUCACGAAGGUAAUUAAUUACUUAGCUAUAAUAUUAUUUUAUAGACCUUGACAGUAGUGAGUAUAUUCAAAGUUGAGCAGUUGGACAUCAACUGAAAUAAAAUAAAACCGUAAAAUUGAAUUAAAUAUUGUUCUUUAUAUUAUUUAUUCUCUUUAAUACAUUUAAAUCAUAUCCGCGUACGGAAAUAACAGUUGUCUUAAAUGUUAUUGUAUUUGUGAGCACUGAACCAUUUUAUCCAGUAUCUAAACUAAAAUUAUGACUAUAAAGACUUUAUAUAAAUAAAAUGAAGUAGUUUAAAGUGAAUCUCUUGUUAGUUCCUAGCGAAUAUACCAAAGUAAAGUAUGUGUUCUGACCAUAAAAUUAGUUUAUGAAUCUCUAAAUGGUUGAAAUUGGCGUAAAGCCUGCACACACCGGGGUUUCAAAUCGCCACUGGUUCAAUAGCUGCGUUCAACUAUGAUAGUGAGAUAACGCUACUACUGUUAGAUACAGUACUAUUGUGGUACUCAAUCUUACUUUAUAAGAAUUUGGAUUCUUAUUACUUAUUAUUGCUAUUUUAUUUGCUAAAAUUCUUAGUUUAAUUAAUAAAAACUUAUCAAAAUAAUACUGUUUGUAUGGAUACAGCGUUUAAGCAAUCGAUGUAAAGUUAUGUUUUAAAUUCUUUAGAAUCUUUAUUGAAUGAAUUAGGCUUGAAAACCCAGCCAAGAAAUAGAAUCUUUUUUAGGCUGAUUGAAUCAAUUGUGAAUGUUUUUUUUUAUUCAGCAUUUUUGAAAAGCGGUGGGAGAUUUGAGAAAAUUGAUUUGUAUUUUAUAUUUUAGACAAACCCCAAAUCUGCCCUUUAAUUUUUCAUCUUUAUUUAUAUUAUUUUGAAAAUAAUUGUUAUUACACAGGUGCGAUGUUUUUAUGCUCCUUGUGUAAGGGCCUUAAUUAUGUAAUAAAUUGUUAGGGAGCGUCCAUUAAUUACGUGAAGCAUUUUUGAGAAUUUUUCGACCUCCCCUACCCCCCUUGGUCUCACGAGAGAUUCUUAAGAAAAAAAAACACAACUUGUUCUAUUAAUUUUAUUGAAGACUGGCAAUUACUAAUAUUUGUGAAUAUUACCGUAAUUUAAAUUCAUAAAAUAAAAUAAUGAAUAUUAAACAAAAAUUAAGAAAAGAUUUGACCGGGUCCCCCGUAAAUGAGAUUUGGAAAGAUUUAGCUUGUUCCCCCCCCCCCCCCCCCCCCCCACAACACCUUACGUAAUUAAUGGAUGCCCCCUUAUAUUUAUUUAAUAGUUGUGUACUGCGUUUCUAAGAAAGCAGUGUGCUUAUAUUGUUAUAAUCCAGUAUUAUUUGGUAUUGUGCUGUGUAACAGUAGUAUAUUUGUAUCAUUGAGUUAUGCUUAUUUUUAUUAAAUUAAUUGCUUAAA